GUGAACAGUAUAUUUGAAAUGUAGAAUUAAUGGCGACGAAAGAUCGUUAUGGGUGAUUGCAAAAUAUUGGGUUUAUUUUAAUAAUACGGUAGAUCUGAGUGCUAGUGCUAGUUUUUAGGUAUCGAUUCAAGUGUCGUUGUUUAAUUGAAGGAUCUGAAAAAUGGAAGAAGAUACUGAAUACACGAAGUUGCCUGUGGAAGAUCGCUGUGUUCACAAAUCAUGGAAAGCCCGGUUACACGGUUACGAAGAAUGCGCGAAGUCUUUUCGCUGCAUCGACGACGAAAAGUCUCCCGAGUUCAACAAAUUUGUUGGACUCGUAAAAAAAUUUGUGAUAGACAGUAAUGUGCCGGCCCAGGAAAAAGGAUUGGAGGCAGUCUUGGCUUUUGUAGAAAAUGCUGCAGUAGCUGGAAAGACAGUUGGCGAUGUUAUGAGCGGAAUAGUUUCGAAGUGCAUGGCGGCUUCAAAAGCCAAAACUAAGGAAUUAGCCGUUCAAGUUACACUUAUGUACAUAGAAAUCGAGAAACACGAGGCAGUACAAGAGGAAUUACUCAAAGGAACUGAGGCGAAAAAUCCAAAAAUCGUCUCUGCCUGUAUUUCAACUAUAACUCUCGCCCUUAGAGAGUUCGGACCGAAAGUUGUGAGUGUGAAACCUCUGAUUAAGAAAAUCCCAGCUUUCCUGGAAGACCGUGACAAAAUUGUACGUGAGGAAGGAAAGGCUCUUGCUAUUGAAACCUACAGAUGGAUAGGAGCUCCCUUGAAGCAACAAUUGAAUACUUUGAAGCCUCUGCAACUUACAGAACUUGACACUGAAUUUCAGAAAGUGUCAGACCAAAAGGCUGUGCCAACUCGAUACUUGAAAUCCCAAAAACCGAAAGAAACUCGCGUUAUCGAUUCUGGUGGGGGCGACGACGAAGAUGAUGAAAAAGACGAUGACGAAGGUGAUUUUGCAUCAGAGGUUGAUCCUUAUGAGCUGCUUGAUCCCGUCGAUAUUCUUUCCAAGCUUCCUAAAGAUUUCUUUGACAAGGUAGAAUCCAAAAAAUGGCAAGAGCGAAAAGAAGCUCUCGAUAGCUUGCAGAAUCUCCUAGUAAAUCCAAAACUGGAAAGUGGUGACUAUGGAGACGUUGUGCGAGUUUUGAAAAAGUUGAUAGCAAAGGACUCCAACGUACUAAUAGUCGCUUUCGCUGGAAAAUGUCUCACUGGCUUAGCAAAUGGUCUGAAGAAGUUCUUCACACCCUACGCCUCUGCUUGUCUUCCCACAGUUCUCGAAAAGUUUCGCGAGAAGAAACAAAACGUCGUCCAGGUACUUCGCGAAUGCUCUGACGCUAUUUAUCUCAGUAUUACCAUCGACGUCAUCCUGGAAGAUGUAAUCGCCGCCUUGGAGAAUAAAAACCCUGCAGUGAAGGCCGAGACAGCAGCAUUUUUGGCCCGUUGCUUCACUAAAACCCCACCAGCGAGUUUGAACAAAAAGCUGUUGAAGGCUUACACAGCCAGUCUCUUGAAAACCCUAAAUGAACCAGAUCCUCUCGUUCGAGACAAUUCCGCAGAUGCUCUCGGCACAGCCAUGAAACUCGUCGGAGAAAAGGCCCUCUUGCCGUUCCUCGCAGAUCUCGAUAAUCUAAAAAUGGCAAAGAUAAAAGAAUGCUCUGAAAAAGCAGUGAUUCUCGUCAAGACCCCGGCGGCGAAAAAGACCCCGCGACCUCAGACUGCUCCUUCCAAGAUUGGUUCUCCAGUCAAGGAUAAGGAACCAUCAAAACCCAAGCGACCAACCUCGACAACUAAUAAAAGACCCGCAAAGAAGGCAUCCGAUUCAUCCGCGAAUUCUGGAGCGAAGAAAUCUCAGUCAAAGCCACAAUCAGAGAGGAAUUUAACACCCGAGGAAGUAGACGAAAUUGCAGCUCAGGUUCUCCCCAACGACGUGAUCUCUGGCCUCGUUGACACCAACUGGAAGACUCGAUUGGCAGCUGUUGAACAGCUUCAUGAAAUCGUUAAAGGCCUGGACCCUGAAAUAACAUCCCAAGUUGUCGUGCGCAUUGUAGCCAAGAAGCCUGGCUUUAAGGACACGAAUUUCCAGGUUCUCAAGCUCCGGAUAGAGACUGUGAAGCUGCUCGCCGAAAGUUACCCAUUUACAAGCACCGUUACCGAGUAUUGCGUGAUGGACAUUACAGAGAAACUCGGUGAUGUGAAAAACAGUACGAUUGCUGGGGAAACCCUGACUGCAAUUGCAGAGGCGACGAGUUUUGAUCAAGUGGCGACCGAAGUCAUUACUUUCGCUUUUAAUCAAAAGAAUCCAAAGGUUCAACAGGAGAGUCUCGCUUGGAUGUCCAAAGCCUUGAUGGAGUUUGGUUGUCCAAAUAACUCGAGCGCUCUGCUGGACAGUGCGAAGAAAGCAAUCGCGGCUACAAAUCCAGCAGUUCGAAGUGCAGCGAUCAAUUUAGUCGGAAGCAUGUACUUAUUUAUGGGAAGGAAUCUUCUCAACUACUUCGACAGUGAGAAGCCAGCCUUGAAGCAGCAAAUCGAGCAGGAGUGUGAGAAGCGAAGCGGAGAAUCGGCACCGAUUCCGACACGAGGUGCUAAAGGGAAGAGAGGCAAAGCCCCAGAACCGGUUGAUGAGGAAGUCGAGGAGAGAGAAAAGCCCGUUGCGAAUCAAGAUCUUGAUCAUGUGCCGCGAGUUGAUAUCAGUGGUCACAUAACUGAGAGUCUCUACAACGAGUUGACUGAUAAGAACUGGAAGGUUCGCAAUGAAGGAUUGCAGAAGAUCACGAAUAUUCUGAACGAGGUGAAGUCUAUCAAGCCGUCAAUUGGUGAACUUCCACAGUGGCUCGCUCAAUGUUUGAAGGAUAGCAACAGCAAGAUUGCUCAGACGGCUUUGGGAGUCUGUGAACUCUUGGCAACAUCCAUGGGUGCUCCCAUUAAGCAACACAUUCGGGCUCUCUUCCCUGGCUUCAUUCAGUGUCUUGGAGACUCGAAAAGCUGGAUUAGGACAGCUGCUAUUUCUUGCAUUAACACUUGGACGGAUCAGUGUGGAUACAAAGAUUUCUUCGAUGGGGAAAUGGUCGGAGAUGCUUUGAAAUCUGGAUCUCCUGCUCUUCGUUCUGAAUUGUGGACCUGGCUGGCUCAAUCGUUGCCUCUAGUACCACCGAAGCAAAUUCCGAAGGAGGAACUGACUGUCUGCUUGCCAAUUUUAUUCAGCAAUCUGGAGGAUCGGAAUUCGGAUGUGAGGAAAAACGCACAAGAGGCUGCUUUGGGUUUCAUGAUUCAACUCUCGUAUGAGCUGAUAGCGAGGCAAACGGAGAAACUGAAGCCGGGUUCGAAGACUGUGGUGUUGACGAUUUUGGAUAAGGCGCGGUCGAAUAUGCCGAUCAAGCCUUUGCCGACGAAGAAGGCGCCGGAGGAAAAUACUCAGAAGACGGUUAAGAGUGGCGGGGCGAAUAAGGCGGCGAAGGCGAUUGUGAAACCGAAAGGAGGCGGUUCGGCAAAGCCGAGCAGUGCGAGGAAGAAGGAGGAGGAAGUUGAUUCUAGUCCGCUCUUGGCGGUCAAUAAUCUAAAGCACCAGAGGGUGAUUGAUGAACAGAAACUGAAGGUUUUGAAGUGGAACUUUACCACACCGAGAGAGGAGUUUGUGGAUUUGUUGAAGGAGCUUAUGUCAACUGCUAAUGUUAAUAAGUCUCUGACGGCUAACAUGUUCCAUGCGGAUUUCCGGUAUCAUCUCAAGGCCAUCGAGUCAUUGACAGAGGAUCUUCCGGGAAAUAAUAAGGCUCUGGUAUCUAAUCUGGACUUAAUACUCAAGUGGCUCACGCUGAGAUUCUUCGACACCAACCCAUCAGUAUUAUUAAAGGGAUUGGAAUAUUUACAAGCUGUAUUUAACCUUCUGAUAGAAGAUCAGUAUCACAUGCAGGAGCACGAGGCUGCUUCCUUCAUUCCGUACCUCAUUAUUAAGAUAGGAGACCCGAAGGACACUGUUCGUAAUGGUGUUCGGGCACUAUUUAAACAAAUAGCUUUAGUCUACCCAGUUAGUAAACUAUUCAUGUAUACGAUGGAGGGCCUAAAAUCCAAAAAUGCGCGACAAAGGACAGAGUGCCUUGAUCAGUUAGGAUCGUUGAUAGAAAACUAUGGAGUGUCGGUUUGCCAGCCGUCGCCUUCCAUGGCUUUGAAAGAAGUCGCGAAACAGAUAGCCGAUCGAGACAAUUCUGUCCGUAACGCAGCCUUGAACUGCAUCGUGCAAGCCUAUUUCCUCGAGGGAGAGAAGGUCUACAAACUCGUUGGGAAUAUUUCUGAAAAAGAUCAGUCCCUACUGGAUGAGAGGAUAAAGAGGGCUUCUAAAAAUCGACCUGUAAAAUCAGCUUCAGCUAGUCAAAUCGCCCCACCGAGGGAAAGAGAUCCUGUUCCUCCUAUUCCAGUCGUAGAAGUGAUUGAUGACGACUUCGAGGAAGAAAUUGAAGAAGAGCAGGAGAAUGAAGUUCCAAACGAACGAAUGUUCAUUAGAACUUCUCCACCGCAGAUGCCAACCAAGCCUCAAAUUCAGAUGAAAACUGGUCCAUUUGGACUGGAUAUGGAGCUUCUUCAAAGAAUAGAAUCAAGCGCACCGGUCAAGUGCCGAAAUCCUAAACUUCUGGAACCGAGUCUCGACGAUUUGAAUGAUCCUGUUCAUAAUAUCAAUUUACCUCCAAAUCAAAUAAUUCCAAUUUCUCCGCCAAAAUUGUUGAACCCUAUUUCAUCGAAUGUGCAGAACUUGGCUCGUCCGAAGGACGAUGAUCUUGAUCGGAAAAUAGAAGCGAUGACGAGUCUCGAUCCUCAAAUGGCUAUACAAGCGAUGAAUAACAUGGAGGCGUUCCUGAGGUCGCACCAAUUCAUGGCAUUGCAGACGAAGGAGGAUAAAUUCAUAAGUGCUGUGAAUCUUCAAUUAAAGCUUUUGCAAAAUUACCAACUGAGUGCUGAUCGCAAUACAGAAAUUUCAAAGGCUUUUAGGACUUGUUUCAUGGUUAUUUUGGCGUUCUACGAGUCUGGUUUGUUAGGAAAACAUGUGCCAACGAAUCACCUGAAAGAGCUGGUUCACCAAAUGAUCAAUUUAUUGGCUGAAAAUAAACUCGAUCAGUUAAAUGAGGCUGAGGCUUACAAUCGUGUGAUAAACAACGUUGUUAUUAAGACAAUUGACAACUCCAACCACACUACUAUCAUAUGUGUGCUCAUAAAAUUAUUACACGAUUGUACGGAAUCGGACUCUCUUCCAAAAUACGAGGAAUUGGUUAUGAAAUGUUUAUGGAAAAUAGUGAAGACGAUUCCAAAUUGGGCAACUGAACUAGACUACGACGCUAUUCUUCUGGAGGUGCACAACUUCUUCAAGGAUUAUCCAUCGACGUGGUGGAAGAGAAGGAAGUCAGACACGCCCUUGAGAACGAUUAAAACGAUUCUUCACAGUAUGACUAGGAUAAAAGGAAACAGUAUUCUCAACCACUUAACUCAAAUCAAUAACACGAAUGAAUCCGAAUUACAUUCCUAUUUAAUGAGACUUAUCACGACACUCAAACCGGAUGAUGUAAACGCAGCAUCAAGAAAUAAUUUAAAGUCAAGCAACCAAUUGAAAUCUCAAAAGCAUCUUUGUAAAUACACGCAUCAGAAACUUUCCGAAAUUUUCAAGAAAAUAGGAUGCAAGACCCAGACUCAGGAGGGCUUGCAACAGUUAUACGACUUUAAGCAACAGCAUCCAGAAGCUGAUGUACAGCCUUUUCUGGAGAAAUCGCAUCAAUUCUUUCAAGAUUUCAUUGAGCAGGGACUCAAGAAUAUAGACCAGGCUAGAAAGAGUCAGACUCACGUGUCUCAGAUUAAUAAGCACUAUAUUGCAGAAGCCCCAGAAGUCGCUGAUACAAUUCCAGAACCUAGGGGACUUAUUGACCCGCUGGACAGACUUCAGAAGUUGCGAAAUCUGGAAGCGCAGUGUCGAAAGGGCGCUUCGCAUCCAUCAAACGACUAGUGAUUAAGGCACUCUCAUACCCUUAACUAUCACUAUAAGUGAGUGUUAGCGUGAUUAAAUUAAGUUUUGCCCCCCGGUAAUUAUGAUUACAUGUAGAUAAGACCUUUGACAAAUUAAGCAUAUUGAUAACUUCGAUAAUAAAGUUAAAAAAAAGAUUAAGUUCGAGCCAUUGUUAGAACAGUUAGUCGCCUCAGACAAGGAUUAUCGCUAGGUAAUUUAAAUUAAAUUUUUUUACUCUUGUUUCGUCCAGUAUAAUAAACUUUGUUUCUUUAUCUACAA
Belonocnema kinseyi is the source of this 6247-nucleotide messenger RNA. It is a transcript of the gene msps, whose product is annotated as protein mini spindles. NCBI's taxonomy places the organism in Eukaryota, Metazoa, Arthropoda, Insecta, Hymenoptera, Cynipidae. The coding region runs from base 161 to 5968 and encodes 1935 amino acids. The transcript has 19 exons. The record is from RefSeq and is a predicted model, not a curated record. Gene Ontology annotation, biological process: centrosome duplication; establishment or maintenance of microtubule cytoskeleton polarity; mitotic spindle organization. Gene Ontology annotation, cellular component: microtubule plus-end; centrosome; spindle pole. Gene Ontology annotation, molecular function: microtubule plus end polymerase activity; microtubule plus-end binding.